Molecule: messenger RNA, 950 nt
Organism: Cornus florida
Lineage: Eukaryota; Viridiplantae; Streptophyta; Magnoliopsida; Cornales; Cornaceae
Product: dynein light chain 1, cytoplasmic-like
Exons: 2
Coding region: 272-583 (103 amino acids)
Biological process (GO): microtubule-based process
Cellular component (GO): dynein complex
Molecular function (GO): dynein intermediate chain binding; dynein light intermediate chain binding
Source: RefSeq, a predicted model, not a curated record
GUCAAUGUGCCAGCACCAAACUGCAAUCAAAUGGUUCUUUUACAUUUGUAAUAGGUGACUCUGACUCACUAAAUAGGGAUGAAUAUAUGAGGGAGAGAGGUGCUUUUAUAAUCUGAGUUUCCUACAUGGUAUCUGGGAGAGAGAGAGAUUGAGAGAGAAAAAAAGAGAGAAAUCCUUUCUGGGUUUUGAAGAUAAGUGCUAGAUAGAGCAUAUCCCAACUGGGUUUUUCUUGCGCUUUUGAUUAGGAGGUGGUUUGUGGAGAUCUAGAGAGAUGUUGGAAGGGAAAGCUUUGAUAAAGGACACAGACAUGCCAGAGAAGAUGCAGAUCCAAGCAAUGUCUUCUGCUUCUCAAGCUCUGGAUCUCUAUGAUGUUUUUGACUGCAAAUCUAUUGCUACCCACAUCAAAAAGGACUUUGACAAGAGAUAUGGGAACGGAUGGCAAUGUGUGGUGGGCUCAAAUUUCGGUUGUUUCAUCACUCAUUCAAAGGGAACUUUCAUUUAUUUCACAUUGGAGACUCUAAAGUUCCUUAUCUUUAGAGGGGCUUCUUCUUCUCCCUCUUCUUCCCCCUCAUCUUCUCCUUGAUGCAUGUUUGGCUGCAAAGAAAGUACUUCUUUUUUUUUUGUUCUCUUAAGGUAGCUAGCAAAGAAAGUUCGAGAGAGGGGAAAUGUAAUAGAUAGAAGUGCAAUCCCUUCUCUGCAGGUACAAGCUAGGCUGUUUUCAGAAAAUGCAGGGGUAAAGGAAGAAGAAAGCAACUGGCAUCCACAUGCUAAAAUCUGGUCUUUUGGAUCAUCCUCUGUGUUUUUAUGAGCCUUGUAAUGCUAUAGAGGAGCAUUUCAAUGCCUCCUUUGUACCCAUAUAAUAUAUGUGUGUGUGUGUGCGCGCGCGCGCGUGAGUGUGUAGAUAGUAAUCUUGUGUGCAGAUAUCUGAGACUUCUUUUCAUUGUGUCUUA